GCGGCCGAAAAAGCGUCCGAUGGGAGAGGACGACGGUACGGAGCAGCGUAGCUGCGUCGGACAGCAGCGCACGUUUUGAUUGCGAUUUCAGCCGGGCGGCUGGAGGCGCACACGGGUACAUGGCGCGGUCAGCGAAAGAUGUGCCACGAUGACACGCGCUUCUCGUCUGCGGGAUAACUUGCCGGCGGCGGCGGCGUGCUGCGCUCCGCAUCAUCUUCAUCUCGUGACGACGGUGCGGUGGUUGUGUGUGUGGUGGGCCCUUCAGGCGCUCCUGUGCGCGGGGACAUGCGACUCGGCCGACGUGGAUGUGGUGGCCACUUGUUACGCCGACUGCGGAUCGCGCCUGUUGGUGGAAGAGGAGAGCUUCAACGUGGUGUGUGACGAGGAGUGCCGGUUGCGAAAGUGUCGAGAUGGCUGUGACAAGUGGCGGUAUCCCUCGUCAUGCGAUCACGUUUGCAAUAAGACGGGCUCCUCUCAUGGAAAGGACCUAUUCUGUCUUAUGGGUUGCAACCUGGCAGUAACGGAAUACCUACGACAUGUAAAAGCACAAAUCGGCCAGCCGCUUCCGCCUUACCUGGUGGCCGACUCGCGAACCCAUGACACGGUGACCAUUCGCUGGAAGACGUCGCCACUGGCGCCCAACGUCACCUACCUGGUGCAAUGGAAAUACGAGGCCCUGCCCAGCGACUGGGAGUACUACAGGCCUGACCUCCCGCUCGCCAAAAACGUACUGCGAAUUCAGGGACUCAGACCUUACACCAAAUACAGGUUCCGAGUUGCCUGGAUUCUUCUGCCAAACCAGAGUCCCCUGUUUUCGCAGCCCAGCGUCGUCAUAUCUACCGAGCCACAUGGAGUUCCUUCGACCCCACCAAAGAUCACCAGCCUCACUACUGUCGGCCCUCGGAGCAUCGCGGUCAGCUGGGACCCUCCACUGUUCCCGAAUGGACCGAUCCUCUCCUACGCUCUGUACCUCGUGGAACAGCCCAGUGGAUUUACAACUGUCAAGGACGUUUCGGACGUGUCCGGUGGCCUGUACUUCAUGUUCAGUGGCCUCCGACCGGAAGUUCUGUACACAGUGUCGGUGGCUACCAACAACAACCUCGGUAUGGGACCGGCUGACAAGCGCAACAUCACGACGCCACCACAGAGCGUCAGCAACAUGAUACCUAUUCCUGAACCAUUCCUCAUCAUCGCAACAAAAUGGCAAGUGCUGAGACAAGGACUGAGCAUCCUGGACCCACCGGUGGCAGAAUUCUACACUCCAUCACAUUCAAUUGAAAUAACUGGCGUCGCCAUGCACGUGUCUCAGAAUGUGCUCUUCGUGGCCGACAGCUCGGGCACCAUCUACCGCGUCGACCUGUCGGAAAAGUUUCGCUACAGCCCCAUCUUGCACAACGGCUCUAGUCACCCCGGUCUUCUAUCGGUAGAUUGGUUGAAUCAGCUGCUCUACAUUCUCGAAGACGGCCAGAUAACCAGGUGCAACUUCACUGGACAGGACUGCAGAACGGCCGUGUCGGGAUUCGACAAAAGGCCUAGCGAAAUGAAGGUUGAUCCUUAUAACGGCUACCUCUACUGGGUCCUCCAAAAUGGCACCACCGGAGGCCUCUACCGUAUCGACCUUGCGCGCAUUGCGAAGAACGCCGCGGCGAGACGCGAGGCGCAGCUUCUGGUCAAGGACACCGACCUGAGGACGUUCGUGGUCGACUACAAGAACUACCGGCUACUGCUGCCCAAAAAGUCGCAGAACACCGUCGUGUCGGUGUCGCUGUCGGCUGGCGACGAGACCGACGUGCGCCGCAACUCGCAGCGUCACCAGUUCACCGACGUUCGCCGGUUAGACUCGCACGGCGGCAACCUCUACUGGACCACAGCGGCAGAAGCCUUCGGCGAGGAGUACCACGACAAGGGAGACAAGUUCUACCACAACAAGUACACCGUUGAAGGACAGCCGCUCGUCUACCUGGGCGUGUUUCAUCUCCUUUCGCAGCCGUUCCCUGUUCCUGUCAACCCAGUUCAAGGAGUACAAGCCAUCUUCAAGGAGGACCUAGCUAAGAUUGCUUGGGAAAAACCACGGCUUCUUGGGGGACUGGGCGCCGGCUCCUGGCAGGAGUGGCUGUACGAGGUCCGCAUGCAGGACCAGUCAACGCAGGUGUACAUCUACGCGAUGAACAUCAGUGACACCACGACCACGGUGCGCAACCUGAGACCCGACACCGCCUAUUCGGUCAAAGUGCGCGCCUACAGCGCCGGCGGAAGGGGACCCUGGUCCGUGGACUUCGUGGGACGCACACUACGCAAACCCUCAAAGCAAGGCUUCCCCUACAUGUUAUGGAGCGCCAACGAAGCCCUGCUCAAGUCUGACAUCGUGGGCGACAGCGUGCAGCCUCUGAUCCAUUUAAGCAGCCUCAACGGAGCUUACAUUACAGAUAUCGCUUGGUAUCAGAACCAGCUCUUUCUGAACACAAACACCUCGACGGUAUACACCUACAACGUGUCGUCUCAUUUCUCCCUGGAGCGACUGCCCAACAUAAGCCAUGCGGCUGCUGUGGCAGUCGACUGGUUGGCACCGAAACUGUACUGGUCGAGUCCGCUCCGGCAAAUGAUAUCCCGUUCCAACCUGGACGGCACUCACCCCGAGGCGCUUCCUUUUUUAACGAUGGCUCAAGAGAUAGCCGUCGACUCGCUGGCCGGCUAUCUCUACUGGGCUACUUCGCACAGCGUGGAAUGCUCCCGCCUCAACGGCGACGACAGGCUUUCUUUCUUUCAAACUGGACUCUUCUCCGGCAAGCAAGUAAUGGGGCUUACGCUCGACGUCGGCAACAGAAAGGUGUACUGGAUGGUUCGGAGCUUCGAAGGGUCGAAGCUUUUUCAAGCCCCCAUGAGAAAAGACGUCCAGGACAACCAUAUCGCCGGGAAGAUCAUUGGACCUCUAAGCGAAAGCGAAAUGAAGGGGCCGGUGUGGUACUUCAGUGACCGGCUCUACUGGAUCCACCAGGAGAAGCAGGCUGUCAUUUCUAACAUGCUCGGUCAGAGCGUUGCCACGCUCAAGGGCCUGGGUCUCUUCGAACUGAAGGCUUUGGCCGUGGUCGACUCAUCACUGCAGCCUUAUCCAGGUGGCAUGGACAAGGCUGUGGUGAACGUCGUUCCAUCUCAAAUUAUGCCGGAGGGAAUUCAGGUGAUCGGCACGUGGGAAAACUUCACAAUCAUCUGGCCUUUGGAGACCGAUGUGAACUACGGGAAAGUGCGGUAUGAGCUCAGGAUCAAGGACGACCGAGAGGUGUACACCCAGGUGACGGAAGCAAAUCGCUUCGUGUACCCAUCGUCCAGUCUUCUGAGGCCUUACACUCGCCUGGAAAUCGUAGUGAGGGCCUACACGUUCUGGGCGUCCUCGAGGCCGACGACUACAGUGAUUUACUCUCCUAUGUCGGUACCGACGGAGCCCCUGCAACCGCGCGUAUUCGUGAGCCACAAGUCAUCGCCGCUGCGACAGCGCUCGGUCAUAGAGGCCGAGUUCCGCUGGGCGAGGCCGCAGCACCCGAACGGCGUGAUCGAGAGCCACCGCGUCAACUGCUGGUUCUUCAAGGACGGCAGCAUCAGCACGCUGUGCCACAACGUGCGAGUCUCCGGUGACGCCCUGCACUACCGCAUCACCGACCUGCUGCCCAACACCACGUACUACUUUCAGGUCGGUGCGGCAACGCGCGCGGGCGAAGGUCCGAUGAGCGACCCGGUGCAAAUGAGCACGGCCCGCGAACACCCCGUGCCGAGACUGCUGCUCGCCAAGACCGACGCCGUCAAGCUGAGCGACGUAGACCUGCACCAGGAGAGGCUGCUAUCCAGCAAGGCCAGCCGACCCGUGGCUCUGGCCUACUUGGGACAGGACGGGCGCGUCUUCUGGCUCGAAGAGAAAGGGCUACUCAUGGCCUCAGCGCUCGACGGCUCCAACAUUAGCGUGGUGCACAGCCUUCCGUCAGCAGGUACAAGCCUAGCCAUCGAUUGGGUCGGUCGGUACCUGUACUGGACGGAGAACAAACGUUCCACUGGACAGAGUUCCAUCAUCGUUAUGGACCUGAAUCAAGGACACAACUUCUACAGCGUCCUGAACAGCAGCGAACACAUAAACUCCGUGGAGGUCGACCCAUUCACAAGCACUCUCAUCUACACUGUGACCAACGAGCGUGGAGCCACAACACUCAUGGUGUGUGACACGGACGGUUCGAACCCACACCGUUUCUUCAAGAGGCUGCAUGUGGCGAAUAACGAGCUCUACCGGUCGCCGAGAUUAAGAAAGCGCCGCGACCGGAGCUCCUGCACGUGCGACCCACAUUCAUCGGUGGGACAAGCGGUCACCCUGGAUAGGUCGGUGAAGACUGACCCUCGGCUGCUGUGGGUAGACGGCGAUCAUGGUCACGUGUGGUCGGCCGACCUGGAUGGCUGCAACUGCACCGUGAUUGUCAACGCUACCGAGGUCAAGGACGUCGGUUUGCCACCGACGUCUCUCACGGCUGACAAGUUUUUUAUCUACUGGUCAAACUCGUCAACGAACAAGAUUUACAGCUACGACAAAUAUAAGUUGGCAGUUGUUUCGGACGCGUCUCCCAGUGGCGCCAAUGCACACGGUCAGCAGAAGCGACGUGUCCAGUCUGAAGCUGCUCGUGGAAUCCGUGGAAUACGAGCCAUCGGCGACCACCUUCAACCUUAUCCUGACGCUGUGUGUUUAUCGCCACCGGACAACGUUACCGCACCGACGCUCGUUUCGGCCUCUCCUCACCAGCUGGUCAUCAAGCUACCUGAGCCCGUAAGACCAUCUGUGUGCCAGAAGGUUUCAAUGGCCUCUAUCAAGUACACGCUGUUCUACGGCUUGAUCACCCCAGACAAUGUGUGGCAGUGCUCCGAGUCUCUCUACGGCUGCAGGACGCUGGAAACUUACAACACAACCGUUAUUCUCAAGGACCUACUUCCUUUCACAAACUACACCGUCCGGGUAGCGAUGAGCAACUUCUACAGCAUUGGAAUGUCUAGUCCUGGACCAAACGCAAUCUUCCAGACAGCAGAAGGAGCUCCUAGCGAACCGAUCCUGGUCCAAGUGGAGGCGCUGACUCCCACUCGCAUAGCGGUCCAGUGGCGUCCUCCGAUCAAGCCCAAUGGUCACCCACUAUCGUACGAGGUGCGCUGGUACCGCGAAGGCAGCGUGCACAAGUGGCACUCCAUGUCCUACCUGUCGGGCACGCCAACCGAUGACCGCUCAUUAAGCUACAGGAUGCUGCUUAAGGACAUGGUGCCUGGAACUAAGUACAGCAUACUGGUGAGAGCCUAUUCACGGAAAGGGGACAUGCACAGUGACAGUGAGUUGCUGUCCGUCACCACCUACGACUUGCCAGAAAACCUGACGUUGGCUCGCGUGACGGCGCGCGAAAUGGACCUCACGUGGACGGCGCCGAGCGAACCCGUUAUACUGAGCCACAGGGUUGAGUACCUCAAGCCGAGCACCUCCGAGUGGCGGUACUUCACGAGCGAAGCGACGCAGGCGAACCGAACGUACAUCUAUCCGCUGCGCAAGCUCCUGCCCAGGACCCGUUACUCGCUGCGCAUGGUGCUCACCUACCACAGUUCCCUCAAUGACAGUUUCCCGUGGCCUCCUAUCGGACACUUCGCCUUCCAGACGCUGGCCGACAGCCCCGGCAAGGCGACUCCUCCCGAGGUGUCACCCCUCGGCAAAGAUCUCUACCAGGUUGGGUGGAGCGACGUGCCGCGCAACGGCGGUGACCUACUUCUCUAUGAACUGCAAGUCAGGUCCGUGGACGCCGUUGCUGAGCAACGAACGGACGACAGCAGCUCGCCCACAGUCCCCAGCGAAUCGGCUUGGGUCACGGUUCACAACAGCAGCGUGAACCAUUGGAUCAUUCGAAACCUGCUGGCUGAGCACAAAUACGUGUUCAGGGUUCGGGCUCUGAACGAGUACGGCGAAGGGAAGUUCAGCGAACCCAGCGAGCCGUUCGAACUGCCAGAGCCCGGAGCUGUUAUCGACAUUCCAUACAGCCCUGUCAGAAGAAUCAUUAUCUUCGCAUUCCUCGGCAUUCUGCUGUUUGCCAGCGUGCUCAUAUUGUCUGUCUACAUUGUUUACAAGAGGAGGCAGAAGGAAAAGAAAGUUCUUCAGGACAACGUUCGUGAUCUCCGCCCGGACCUUGAACUGGCCACGCUGAGUGAACUGCCUCGCAACGGGAAUUUCAUUCAACAGAACAACGCUUUGUAUGCACUUGGAGAUCUACCUUUGGAUGAAGAGCUCGCUUCUGUGCCUCUCAUCGAGAGGGAUCAGAUAAUACUUACAAAGUUCCUGGGAAGUGGAGCCUUCGGCGAAGUCUACGAAGGAAUUGCGCACAGCCUCGGAGGAGAAGGCAUGCCACCAACCAAGGUUGCUGUUAAGAACCUUCGCAAAGGUGCCACGGAGCAGGAAAAGGCUGAAUUCUUGAAGGAAGCGAAGCUCAUGAGCAACUUCAAGCACGAACACAUAUUGAGGUUACUCGGGAUUUCCCUGGACAACAGCCUGCAUUUCAUUAUACUCGAACUAAUGGAAGGAGGAGACCUCCUGUCAUACCUCAGAAGCAAUCGACCAGUCGCGGGAGAGAGGUCACCGUUGACACUGAACGACCUUCUCAGCAUAUGCGUAGACGUAGCCAAAGGCUGCAAGUAUUUGGAAGACAUGCACUUCGUGCACAGGGAUCUUGCGGCGAGGAACUGUCUCGUGUCGAGCACGGACCCCGCCGAGCGCGUUGUGAAGAUCGGCGACUUCGGGCUGGCACGAGACAUCUACAAGCACGAUUACUACCGCAAGGAGGGAGAAGGACUGCUACCCGUAAGAUGGAUGCCGCCGGAGUCGCUCGUGGAUGGCGUCUUCACCAACCACUCGGAUGUGUGGGCCUUUGGUGUCCUUCUGUGGGAAGUCAUGACGAUGGGCCAGCAGCCUUAUCCAGCCAGAAAUAAUCUCGAAGUCCUCCACUAUGUACGCGAGGGAGGGCGUCUUGACAAUCCGGACAACUGCCCCGAUGACCUCCACGAACUCAUGCUUAGAUGCUGGUCGUACAACCCGGAGGAGAGGCCGGAUUUUGCAUUUUGCUUGGAUACCUUGGAGUUUCUGCGAGAGAAAUACCAGGCUCUCGCAAGCAUUGCUACGGCUGUCCACAAUCACAACUACAUUGGACAGUCCUUCACGGGUCCUAGCAAAGUUCUGAGCACUCCGGAGCAGAAUUCGUUGCUUCUGGCUCAAGAAUCGGAUUGCCUCAGCAUUUCAAGUGACCCAGCAAUGACACAGUUGCCGCUGCUGCAGCACAGCCGGUACGACGCAUCGCCUUUAACGCCGACCGACAUGAAUGACAAUGCGACGCGGUACCUGCAGCUGCUGUGCGACAACGAGCCAGCGGUCGACGCCGACGGCUACGAGGUCCCGCUGCCGCCACCACCAAACCAUGUUAGUUCUUUUCGGCAAGUCGGCGGCGGCAUGGAAGCGUCUUCUCUUAGGGUCCCGGCUAAGCCGAGGGCACCUCUUCCUAUUGCGGCCACACGGUCUUCGCGCAUGAAGGCGGUGCCACCACCGGCGCUGUCUUUUCCCAGCAUGUCACCGCCGGCAGUUCCACGGGUGAACCACAUCACCGCCAGCAAGGAACAGAGUCGCAGUAGAGAGUCGCUGCUGAACAGUGACCAACGGCACAGCGAGGUUGACGGUAGCAACGACUGCGGCCGGAGGUCACCAACCGUCACAUCGGCGCUUCUGAAGUCGCCCAAGAGCAGCUGCUCCGAUUCAGAGUCGGGGGAAGGCGGGACGGCGCCGACGUAUGACCCGAUAGAGACCCUCAAGGAGAUCUUCGCGCGUGGGGGUGGUCGAGGAAGGGAGACAGCGGAUGCCCAGGGCUGGUCGCUGUCCACGUCCUCGACAGCACCAUGCACGCCCUGUACGACGAGUGGGGACGACUCCGCGCCAGCGAGCCAUCGCAACAGCGGUAGCGGUAUCUCGUCCCUAUCGGCCACAUCGGCCAUGGAGUUGGACUACAUGCCCAAGUCGUCGUGGUGCUGAGAACCGGUGUGUGUGUUUGUGUGAGUGAGUGCGUGUGCGCAUUGAACUUCGAGCGGAAAACUGUGGCGGACUCGAGUGGCCAAGCUGGAUGACAGUAGAAGCCUGGCAACAGGUGUCUUUGUGGAGCGUCUUAUCGACAGGACUGAAAGGAAUAAGUCAGCGCAGUGGUUUAAGCGUGCCACGGAGAAAGUGCGGUGAAACGAAAUGUUUUUUUUAGGGAGCCAUCUUGUGGACUUGGAGACGGGUGCAUUUAGCACUUGCACAAUGAUUUCUGUCAGUGUUCGUUGGCUAGGGCUACAGACUGAUAUGAAUGGGCAAAGUUUUAUAGAAGUCGCAGUGACGCAGUUCGAUUGAUCUGUUCUCUUCUGCAGGUGCUAAACAAAGCGUGAACUUGUCAAACAAGGAUGCGGGGAAAUACCUUUAUGAGCGGACCAAUUGCUGGUAGUUUUUGCCAUCGGUGACGUUUACUGUGUUCAAUGCAGAGGUCUUAGAAAAUUCCUAGCGUCAACCAUGCAGAGAGUCUCGGUGGGCAGUGAAAAGUCAGUUGCAUUUGAAUUAUUCACUGCCGAAACCUCAUGUCACUAAAUUUCGCCAACAAAUGCCGGUGCAUCUUAAGUGAAAGCCAAAGCAAGGCACCUGCAUCCAAACAAACAAAGAUGGAAGGCUAUACGUUAUGAACUACAUUUAAUUGUUUUUUAAGUAUGAUGCUCUUGCGAGUAGCUCCCCUUCUCACCAGCUUUCAAGUGACCGGGCACUCCCACAAGAACAUACGGGCACUUCAAGCGAGAAUUCCGGGAACCCAAACGAAAUCAUUGGAGGCGAUCAGCCAAAAGUUAGACGAAAUGUUUGCAUUUAUUCUACCUCUUUACGAGGCACUCACGCAGGGUGACGUCGUGUUUCGGUCACAGUUUUACAAGUUUCUUUGUCAUGCCAAAGUCAAAUACGUAUAUAAGAAACCUAUGGUGCUUGUUAAACUCCUGAGAGUCUUGCCUGUGUACAAAUAUAUAUAUAAUAUGCCUUUUGCUCUUGCCACUCUAAGGGCAUGUACUUGUACCAUAUCUUGUCUGUCACAACAUUGUCACCCUUCACCUAGUAGUUGUGUUACGUUUGAAUUUAUGGCACAUCGUUUACUAUCGAUGUGCUUCAGCAGUGGUCUUGGGGAGUGUACGUUUUAUGUAAAUAAUAUAGAUCUGAAGAUAUAUAUAUAUAUAUAUUAUGCUUACAAUCAAACUACAUAUAUGAACAAAUGAACUUCAUCUUUGUGUGUGUGUGUGUCCUGUAAAUUAAUGUCCUGUAAAUCGUAUCUUUUAGCUGUAUAGAACCCACGCAUGCCUCUGUGUUUUCUGAAGCCACUGAGUUUUACUAAAGGUCAUGUUGUUUGCAUGCGUGAUGAUAUUUUAGUCGCACAAAUUUAUUUUGACCAACUCCGCGUACAAUUUUCAGGCCUCGUGUAGAAGCCUAAGUUUACUGAAAUUGUAGGCGCCGAAUACGUCGCUGUUUCAAUUUGUUUGUUCCAGUUCCUAAAUUAAAGAGGUCCCAACAAAC
Messenger RNA from Rhipicephalus microplus (southern cattle tick), 9613 nucleotides. RefSeq names its product receptor protein-tyrosine kinase sevenless (gene sev). Gene Ontology annotation, molecular function: ATP binding; transmembrane receptor protein tyrosine kinase activity; protein binding. Lineage: Eukaryota; Metazoa; Arthropoda; Arachnida; Ixodida; Ixodidae. Gene Ontology annotation, biological process: regulation of TOR signaling; positive regulation of kinase activity; cell surface receptor protein tyrosine kinase signaling pathway. Gene Ontology annotation, cellular component: signaling receptor complex; plasma membrane. The record is from RefSeq and is a predicted model, not a curated record.